Labrus mixtus (cuckoo wrasse) is the source of this 5555-nucleotide messenger RNA. Its product is annotated as zinc finger protein 850-like. The transcript is spliced from 17 exons. Lineage: Eukaryota; Metazoa; Chordata; Actinopteri; Labriformes; Labridae. The record is from RefSeq and is a predicted model, not a curated record. The coding region runs from base 158 to 4654 and encodes 1498 amino acids.
AGAGGAAGAAGUGGUAGUAGCGCAUCUAGCUCCUCGCCAGAGCCCGAGGGUUAGCUCAUGACAGCUACCCUCAUCCAUAACCAUUCACCUUAGCUUAUAUUUCUGCUCAGCCUGAGUUUCUUAUGACAUCCUUUAAACACAGAGACGAUAUCCCGCCAUGUUUGAGGAUCCUGACCACCAAGAUCCGUUGUUGCUGAGUCUUAAUGAAAACUAUGAUGACCAGAAUUUGCAACAUCCUGACACAAAAAAAGGACACGCAGGCCUCGAGUACAACCACGAGUCUCCAGAGAUUCAAGUAAUAAUCAAAGAGGAGGAGGAUGGCUGGACUGUGAGUGAAAAUUAUGAGAGCUUUAGCUCAGAGGGAGAAAAGAAGGAUGCCUCCUCACACACUUAUCAUCCGCACCUGAAAGCACGUGGGAAGGAAAGCUCUAUUCUACGCACAGAGAAGAGUCAGCAAGGAGAAAAUUUGGGGGAGAAAUGUUCGGAUGAGCCUGGUGGCCCUGCUGUCUGUGGACAAAGCUCCUCUGCAAUAGAUGAGUGGCAGAGACACAUGCUCAUGGACUACGAUGAGAAACCUAAGAUUUCCUUAGUACAUGGAAAGAAUCCUGGACAUGUGCAUCAGUGCAAUAACACAGUAGAAGAGUCCACCUCCACUCACAUAAGAAACAUGAAGUCCCAUCAGAAAACACAGGCGGGGGUCGAUUGUUACUCUAAAAACCAGAGCCUGGACAUGAGAAAAAGCACAUCUCUGCCAACAGACGCAGAACUACAUGAAACCAGACAAUCAGCACCUUGCCAAACAGACACUGCUGGAUCUGAGUCCAUCAUGUCCGAGGGACUCAGGAGGGAAUCUGCAAACUUAGCGGACCAAACGCUCCAUUUGACUGUUAGACUACAGGCGGAGGAGGAGGGGGAGGAGGGGGAGGCACAAGAGGAGGAACAAGAUGAAGAAAUUAGUGGUUUAAUCAACUCUGAUGGAGAAGUGGUUGAGUGGGAUGCUACAGACAGUCCUGACCGGGGCUCCGACUGCACAGAAAGCCUUCGGCCAAGCAAGGGUGUCUUCCUGUCUCAGUGUCAGCUGCAAGGCCAAAGCCAGAGAGACAGCAGUAGUCCAACGCUCAUCAUGGAAGUUGUGUCUGUGGGGGAGGAUGAAGAGAGGGAUGAAGGGGAGGAAAAAGAAAGAGUAGUAAAGAUGGCGCCUGCCUCGACCUUAUAUCGUGGAAAGAGAACAAGAAGGAAGAAGACGGCUGCAGAAAUCAAAGUGGUGUCACUGGAUGGCGCUGACGCGCAGGAAGAAGUUCUUCCAACUCCCACCAAAAGACGAGGCAGGCGAAGGAGUUCUGAAGUUCCUUUGUUGUCUGUGGCAGAGCUGGAGGCAGAGCCAGGAAUGUUAAGGCGCACCCGUGGAAAGAGAAAUGCUCCUAUCAUAGAGGAACCAGAAGAGUUUGACUCAAAAACUGUCCGCAGAGUUUCUGCAAAACGACCAUACAAAAGAAGGAAAGAUACAAACGCAUCUAUUAAAGAAGAGGGGGAGAAAACACAAGGUUCUACCGGGAAGAAGCGCCCUGGCCGAAAGAUGAUUCAAUAUCCAGUAGAAAUACCUCCCGAGCUUCUGAAGAAGCCCAAAGAGAAGAUAGAGUACCACUGCUCAGUUUGUGGCAAAGAAUUCCCUCACGCCUACAAACUAGAGCGACACGAGCUGAUCCACACAGGAGAGAAACCGUACAACUGCUCCAUCUGUGGGCGGGGCUUCAAUCAGAAGGGAAAUCUCAAAACCCACUACAAAAUCCACUUAGGUCGUAAGGGUGAUUUGGAUUUUGAUGCUGAGAUGGACCCCAUAGCGUCAGAACUCUCUGAAUACUUGAAGUCUCUGCCUGGAGAGUCCAGGAUCAGAUUGUCCCUCCGUUGCCUUGAAUGUGGAAAAGAGUGUGAGAGUCAGUCGGCUUUACAAGCACAUCACAUUACUGAACACACAGCUGGUGAACCAGACGCAGCCGAGCAAAACACUUCACAGCUUCUCUUCUGCCGCCGCUGUGGUAUUCAGUUCAGUGACAAAGAAAAGCUGGAAGAACAUAUGAACACCCAUAUCAAGGAGAAGCGCUACUCAUGUCCGGACUGUGGUAAGAGGUUCAUUAAUGAGAGCUACAUACAAGUCCAUCAGCGUAUCCAUACUGGAGAGAAACCGUUCCUUUGCUCCCAGUGUGGGAGAGGUUUCCAUACAGCUUCCUCCCUCAAGCUCCAUGAGAUGCAGCACUCCGGGGAGAGGCCGUACGCUUGUGCCAUCUGCGGGAAGUCGUUUCGAAUAAACUCGUACCUAACAGCACAUUACCAGACCCACAUUAAAGACAGGCCUUUCAUUUGUAGUGUCUGUGGGAAAGGAUACUCCAGAGCAGAGGAACUCAAGGUUCACCACAGGCUGCACACCGGAGAGAGACCCUACGAGUGCGGAGAGUGUGGGAAGAGCUUCAUCUACCGCCAGGGUCUGCGGCAGCAUCAGCGCACACAUGCUGGGCGACGCAUCGGUCCGACCAGACAGCUCGGGAGACCGAAACAGGAGGCCAGACUGGACAAGAUGGGCUCGGAAAAAACAGACGACUUUGGACCAGCCGUGAUUCUUGCUGAGGAAAGUCAGCAAGAAAUCGGAGGUCUGAUUAACUCUGAUGGAGAAGAAGUGGAUUUCUCAGAUCUCGGAGAUGAUAAAGCUAUCCCAGGCAUGCUACCUGCAGAGGCUCCAACAAAGACGGCUGUUCAGAGGGAGAAUGAAAAACCCCCAUCUCUUCACAGCUGCUCAGUGUGUGGAAAAGACUUCCCUUAUGCUUCGAAACUACAGCGCCACCUACGCACUCACUCGGGAGAGAGGCCUUUCCCCUGCUCCAUGUGUGAGAAGAGAUUUCCUGAGAAAGGGCUGCUCAUGAUACAUGAAAGGGUCCAUACUGGCGAGAAGCCGUUCCCAUGCACUUUCUGUGAGAAAAGGUUUGCCAGUCAGGGGGAGCUGAGGCUGCACCGGCGGACACACACAGGCGAGAGGCCGUAUCACUGCUCCAUCUGUCUGAAGAGCUUUUCUCGACACUGGCAUCUGAAAACCCACUUGGAGGCGAUGCACUGUGAGGUUGUAGCCGGCUUUGUGAGGAAGAAGUUUCCAUGUUCGGACUGUGAAAAAAGCUGUAACUCAGCCGCGGAGCUCAGAGAUCAUCAGAGGACUCACACAGGAGAGAGGCCCUAUCAGUGCUCUUUCUGUGACAAACGGUUCGCCUUGUCGGGAACGCUUGUGAGGCACGAGCGUCUCCACACGGGUAUUACGCCCUACCACUGCACCGACUGUGGGAAGACUUUUGCUCAGCAGUGGACCCUGACUACGCACAUGCGGACUCACACUGGAGAAAAGCCGUACAGCUGCACGCAGUGCGAUAAGUCUUUUGUUGCCCCAGGAGAGCUUCGGAGGCACACCAGGAUUCACACAGGGGAGAAGCCGUACACCUGUGCAGACUGUGGGAGGCACUUCUCACUUGCAGGAACUCUGAGAAACCACAAAAGAUCGUGUACACAGAACAAGAAUGGAUCGGUUACAGAUGCCGUCUCAGACCAAGUGCAAGAUGAAGUCAGGGUGUCGUCCCAGCAGGAUAAUCAAAACAACUCUGAGGUGUCUGACAAUCAGACUUUGUCCUGUGUGCUCGAGCCUCAUUCAUCAGAGGGUCCUAACUGUGAUUCAGAGGAUCAGUGUGAAAAUGACCUGACAGAACCAGAAGACCAACCAGACGAUGUGACCUCCAGUCCACCUAUGAAUGUUAUAGUAAAAGAGGAGGAAGAAGAGGAGCCUUUGUGUGCAGUAGAAGCUCCUGACCAGAUGUCUGUUAGUAAAGAUUGCGUCAUUCAGGAGAAAAAUGAAGAGCAGCAUCAAAGCAACAUAGACAUCAAGAUAACAGUAAAGCAGGAGGAAGAGGAACCUGUAAACGAGUUUCAGAAGGUUCCUGAUAGUGCCCCUGACAGUAAAGGAGACAGUCCUCCAGCCUCGCCGGUGCACGAGCAGUCAAACAACAAUGUGAAAAAGAGCUCUUACUGCUGCGGGCUCUGUGGAAGAGACUGUCACAAAAUGUCCGCUCUUCAGAUCCACAUGAGAAUUCAUUCGGGAGAGAAACCUUACCAAUGCAAUUUGUGUGGGAAACAGUUCACCCAGAAAGGCCAGCUUAAAGGUCACCAGAAAGUCCACACCGGAGAGAAACCGUUCUCCUGCCCCGACUGCGGUAAGAGCUUCGCCCACUCGGGGGCCAUGAACAGACACCGGCUCACGCACACGGGAGAAAGACCGUACCACUGCUCUGUGUGCGACAGGAGCUUCAACCAAUCAGGACGCUUGCGGGAACACGAGAAAAUCCACUACGGGGAAAAGUUUGACUGUCCCGAGUGUGACAAGAGUUUCACACGAGCUUCAAGCCUUAAGAACCACUUCAGGCUCCACACCGGAGAGAGGCCAUAUGGCUGUGACAUCUGUGGGAGAGGCUUCAGCCGCUCGCAGAGCCUGCGGCUUCACAGACGAAAACAUGAUCUGAAUCAGACUGAGGAGGAGUCUACAUUCAUUGUUGAAAAUGAGGAUUCCUCACAGAGCGACGAUAACUCUCCUAUUAAUAUGUGUAUAACAGACAAAAACGACUUAUAAUGUAUUUAUACAAACCAUGAACAUAUGGACCAGUAGUAUUAUUUCAAUACAACGUUAUUGGCAGUUAAACAUGAACUGUUAGAAGGAAAAGUAAGGGACUACCUCUCUGUGAAGAUACCAGAUAAACCUUAACAUGAUGGUUGAAAAAAGUGUUACAGCAAAAAUAUUUAACUCCUAGAUAGUUGGCAUAAAAAAGAAUAAACAGACACAAUAUAGGAUGGGCUUCUGCAACUUACAACACAGUCUCAGACAAAAUGACCAAACAAAUAUUUACAACACACAAUUUUUGUAAAAUGUUGGAAACUGUCUAGAUGAUACAUUUUAGACGUCCUAUGUACUCUCAUUUAUUACUCUUAACUACAUUAGUUUCACACUCACAUGAGUAUUUAUGAUAGAAGAAGUACAUUAUUUAAGGUCUUUGAUUUCAAAUUGUCAUGCUGUAAUUCUCAUUCAAGCUAAUCAUAUAUAUGUGGAAAUGAAAUAUGUUUUUCUAUCAGAGGUCUUCGGGGCAAAUGAGCAGUGUAUGAAUGAGAUGAAACUAGAUUUCAUUGUUGGUAUUACAGGAACUAAAAUGAAAGAAUUGAAUCAGGAAUGAGGCAGUGGGAUCAUGAUCUUCAUCUUUUUUGCCUAAACCAUUUUGCCUUAGUGGUGAAUAGUUUGUGCGUCUCUGUUUUUGUGUAGCAGUUUUUAAAUAACCAAAUCAUGCAUCAUCAGGCUCACCUGGUUUGUAUGACUCUUAAAGGCCAGGUUAACAUUGUGAAUAAAGGAAACAUUCUCCUGAGGCUGUGAUGCAAAAAGCAUUGCUAUGAUGCUAUGUAGGAGGUUAAUUUCACCCUGCACUGCCUCUAUAUAAUGUAUGGGACAUGUUUUAUUGAACAAUUAAAGUGAAAGUACUGAGGAA